Messenger RNA from Hydractinia symbiolongicarpus, 5645 nucleotides. Its product is annotated as dentin sialophosphoprotein-like. The record is from RefSeq and is a predicted model, not a curated record. The transcript is spliced from 5 exons. NCBI's taxonomy places the organism in Eukaryota, Metazoa, Cnidaria, Hydrozoa, Anthoathecata, Hydractiniidae. Bases 22 to 4554 code for a protein of 1510 amino acids.
CCAGCAAAGUGCAAACGAGUCAUGGACGACGAGGGCUCAUCUAGCUGGUGCUCUUCAUGCACGGUUAAAGUACCUGAAAGACAAUCUGGAGUUACAUCACUUUCAUAUUCGCAGAUACAAUUUCCAGAGAAUUUAUCAUUUGAAACCUUGCGCGAACAUUUAGUUUCAAGAAACGUAUUAGGAGCUGAUGAAAAAGUAGAAAAAGAAGCAUUGAUAUCAUUGUUUCGAAAACACAUCUUGCCUUUGCCAAAGAGAGAAGGAAACAAUGAAGUAAAGCGUUUAAAUGCUGGUGUAAGAGCUGUCAAUAUCACUAAAAAUAAGACAGAAAGAAAGAAAAGAAAGAUGAUUGAAAGUGAUGUUGAAUCCAUUGAAAGUGCUCCAAACCAGGAUGAUGCAAGAGUUGGUGGAACAAGUCAUAAUGAUCUUACUGUCCGAAUUCCUGACCAUAGAAAUGAAAGUAGUAAACCAGUGAAAUUAAAACGAAAAAAUUAUGACAAGAUACAGAAACAAAACCAAGAAAAAAAUGCAAGAUUAGAUGAAAAGGAACCUGUAAUCCCACAUGCAAUGUCAGAGAUUUCUCCUGAUUCAUCUCAACAACCUGCUGCUGCAAUUCUUGCUCAAGAAAGUUUGAAACCUAAUGAGGAAAAACUGAAAAAUAGAGUUUCACCUCCAAAAAUUUCCUAUGCAGCUGAAACAAGUUCGGGAAAAAAGGUCACAAAACACUUUCAUGAAAGUAAGAGAAAAGUAAGACUGCCCAGUGUACGGGCGGAGUAUUCAGAAACUUGUGCAGUAGAAGUGGAUGAAUCGAUAGGAGAAGUGAAACAGCAAGUGCAUGUUAUUGAUGAAAAAGACAAAAGUCAACCUCAGAAGUCAGUGGAAAAAGAGAUAGAAGUCAUAGAGGUUGAUAAAGGUUGCGAGAUAAAUAGCAACGACAAUAUAUCUGAGUAUGCAUCAGCAGAAACAUUACAAAUUAGUUUUAGAAGUGGGAGUAUGAGAUCAACUGUAUUAGUGGCAAAGGCUGCUGAAGAAAAACCACAAAAUAAUCCUGCCGAGGAGAAGAUGCAACAAAAGGAGCAACUUUCUUCAAGGGAUAAACAUGACUUGUCAUCGUCCAGAAUCAGUGGUGGCAGAAGCAAUCCCCAAAGUAGUAAAAAAGAACAGGGUGAUAGAGAAAGAAAAACUAGCAAUCGUGGUAGAAACUCACCUAGCAGUUCCAGAAGAGCCUCUGAAUCAAAUUCCAGAAGUACACAUGAAAGGCUUGAUGUUCGUAAAGAUACCAGAAAAAGUAGAAGAACGCCACCACAUCCCAAUCUUCGGAGAAGUAGAUCUCCUGCUGCAAGAUUUACUCGAGGUUCUGAGAGAAGGCCAUGGCGUGGAGAAAGGCAGAUUAACCGAGGUGGCCGUUCCACAUUUGACAGGUCGUUUAGAAGACGCACAGUUGAAUAUAAUAACCGUAACGCAAGAAACAGGUCUAGAUCUAGAGAGAGAUUAAAUGAAAAAGCCAAGAGAAGAAGUAGCUCGAGAGAAUUGAGAAGAAGAAGUAGUGAUGAUAAAGGUCAUGAGAAAACCAAAAGAAGUCAUGAUGACGAAUCUGAACUCUCUAAAAAAGAAAGGGAUAAAAUGAAGAAAGAAUUGAAGGAAGUUGAGAUGAUGAUCGAAAUAAAAUCAAAGAAAAAGAACAAGGAAAAGAAUAGAGAGAAUGAGUGUGUUGAAGUAAGUGGUGAAGCAGGCAAAGUGGACAAAGUAGAUAUCGAAACUUCGACUAUCAAUGUUGCUAUACAUUCAUAUGACAACACUCCUGAACCAGCUCCAGAAAGGUAUCUUCAAUCAAUAGAUGAGCGAAAAAUUGGAGAAGUUAAAGAUAGGAAAAGCUCACAUAGUGAGCCUAAAACAGAAGAAGCUGCAUCACCCGAAGAAAAGGUUGAUACAGAAGCAACAGUAAAAGGUAAAGUGAAUGAUACCAAUGUGGUGGUGGUAACUACAGAGAAUUUUCAAACAAGUAUUAAACCUGUUGCAAAUAAAGAAGAUAAUACGGAAAUAAUGGUACAAGAGUCAUCAAACGGUGCUUCAGAAAACAAAAGUGAAGAUAGUUCCACAAAAAACAAGAAGCAUAAACAGAAGAAGGAUAAGCAAAGUGAUGACAGUGGUGGUACUUCUGAGAACACUCAGAAGAGCGGGGUAGGUAAAGAUGGUGCAUCAACUGUGAGCAAGGAAGAAGUGUCAAGUGACAGUGGCAGCGGCAAAUCUUCUAGUGAAGGUGACUCUCAAUCAGACGAUAGUGAUCACUCAAGUGAUAAGGAUUCUGAUUCAACAGACAAUUCUGAGCAAGGAAGGUCCAAGAAGAAGAAAAAAUCUAAAAAAAGAAAGAAGAAAAACAAAAGUGAUUUAGAGAGUGAUUUAUCUGAUUCAGAUGACAGUGAAGAUAGUUUAAAAAAACGAAAGAAAAGGAAGAAAAAGAGAAAAAAGAAGAAAAAGAAGCGUCGAAAAAAGAAGAAGGAUUUAACGACGACCUUAAUGGAUCAAGAGCAGUUGAAGGCUUGGUUGGAGAAAGAAAAAGAGAAAAUGCGAGAAGAUAUAAUGCGCGAACUGCAGCAGCAACAACAACAACUGCAGCAAAAGGUGUCGAAACCUCCAGGUGAGAUGUCGAAAAGCGAAAUUGCUAAAACAACAGAAAAAAAUGAAGUUCAAAAAGCGACUGGGAGCAAAAAGAAAACCAAAGUCGAAGAGGUUCAAGCAGAGUGUCUAGAUGCUGAAGUUUGCGAAAGCACUGAUGAGGAAAUGUUAUUGAUGCAUGGAUUUCCAACUGGGAUACCACUAAGCAAGGAUAAGGAAGAACUAAUGGAAGUAAAUGAGCCUGAUGGGGAAAAGGUUAAGAAAGACGAGGAGGAAAUUUUUGAUUUGUUUAAGUCAGAUGAAGACUUGGAUUAUGACUUAAAAGAAGAAGGUAAUUGGAAACGAAAAGCGAAGGACGAAGAUGGAGCGAAAUCAGAUUCGAAAAUGAAGAAGUCUAAAACGUAUGAUGGAAGUAAGGGCCACAGUCAUGGUGAGCGCGAAGACAAACAUAGACACCGAAGAAGAGAUCGCGAUCGCAACCAUCGCACAUCAAGAAGUAAUAGUAACUCUGUAAAUGGUGAUAAAAAAUCUCCACUGAUAUCAACGCAUCAGAGAAGUGCGAAGAAAGAAAUUAAAACAGAAAGUAAUUCAAGUAGCUAUCGAAAUGAAACUCGCAAAGAACAGGUAGAGGAAGAUAAAAGCAGGGAGGAAAAGAAUGUCAGUAGGAAUCGGCAAGAAAGGAGAAGUGAACGUAGAGGUGAUCAACAUCAACAUCAAAAGCCAGACAUCCCAGUUAAGCAGGAACGUCAGGAAAUAAAAACACCUGUUUUGAAAGAGAGUAAAGGUAAGGAAGGUCACUCGGAUUCUGGAAGGUACGAAAAAAGCAGAUGUCCUUCUAUUCCAAAUGUGCAGAUACCUGUUCAGCUGGAAAAGCAACCUCCAAGCCAUGCAAGUGCAACAACACCAGUAGACGGUAUGGCAAUUGCAAACAAGGUAAGAGAUGAUGUAUUUAAAUCAAAUGAUUUUUGGAAAGGUACUACUGGGCAACAAAAGAGGACCCCUAACCCACACGUGAACGUAUUUUCGAAAAACGACUCGACUUUGGAACGAGAAGAUGAUCCACACAAGCAAGACAAUGCAUCGAACAGGAUCACUGGCCACUGGGUAACACCAUCAUUGUCCAACAUUCAAUCUCGACUAAAAAGUAUUGCGAAUCUUGAAGAUUUGGGCAAAGCGAAAACACCUUGCAUCUCAAGACUGGACUCUUCCUCUGAAAAGAACAAAUUCGUUGGUGGUAGAGGUGUUACUGAUGACGGUUUUGAUACUGGGAGGUACCAUAAAUCUACAAAUAGUACCAGAGACAACGAAUCUGAUAAACGCAAUAAAGAGAUUGCUGCUAAACUUGAGAAAUCUUCACAACACCCGCGAAGUGAAUAUAGACAGAGCAGUCGUAAUUCUGUUACCGACCGACAUUCAAAUGGACGUGACGCAAGUGACGCCAAACAACGACGUGAUUCCAUCGGCAGGCGACGUACGUCAACUGAAAAAAGACCUGAUUCUAUCGAAAGGCGUCGCGAAUCUUCUGACAGACUUCGUCGUGAGGAUGAACGUUUUCGAAAAGACAACAAGUCGAAAGAAGCAGUGCGAUCAACGAGUACGAGAGCUCGCAACAGUACGAAUGAUAACAGGGACACUUUAGACAGUCGUUCUUAUCGCAGAAGUGAAAAAACUUCAUCGUCAACGUAUCGAUAUGGCAAUUCGUCAGGUGAUCGACGUCACGCUAGUGAUGCCGAUCUAGGAAAAUCGAUUAAUGAUAGCAAAAAAACAGACUUGCGCGAUAUUGUAACCAAAAGCAAUCAUGACAAGGUCUUUCAACCAGCAGUACAAAGUAUGCAAGGUGAAUCAAGUGAUUCCGAUAACAGAAACGAAAAUUCUUCGACGAGCGCCGUUACGAACUUUACGAGACCUGAAAAAAAUUAUCGUGGCUCUAAAAGAAGGUAGCUUUUAACUGUUUUUAUUGUUAGUGUUUCGACUUUUUACACGACGAAGCGUAUAUUUUUAAAGUGGAACAAAUAAAAAUGUUUUUGCGCCUAUCCCAGCAUCUGGAAUUCUCAUUUUCUCUAACUUGUUUUGAAUUUAAUAUUUUGAAAAAACGUAGUCUAUAAGUAAGACCAAACUUACCCUGCUAACAUAAAUUUUAAUACGAGGAAUAAAGCAUUCUUUUUAUCAAUAAGUUCAUUACCAGACAUACCUUAUUAACUUUUAUUACGUCUGUCCCUUCUUGCGUUCCUUUUUUAAAUGUUCCCGGUCAAUGUCUCAUAGGUAACCUUUAACGGCCGCCCUUUUAUCUUGCUAAAAUUGCUAGCGUAUGAGCAAACAAUAUCUAACACACUACUUUGUACAUAGCACUUUUGUUACGAUUUUAAUAUUUCACGUUCGGCUCUUAAUAUCACGGCACUCAAAUGUGUUUCACUUAUCGAAAUGUGCCUCGAUAUUUCAAACUCUAUAUUAACCAGACGAAUUUUAUCUGGCUUGGUAGUGAAGGAGUCGUGAUAUCAAAAGUCAAUUGCACUUUAUAUUUUUUAAUAUAACGUGAUCUUAUUUGAUAUUUCUCUUUCCUGCUGAUACAUCUUCCAACCUUUCCUUUUGUUAAUAAUCCCUUUAUAGUUUUUGUGUAUCCAUGCUAUUGGUUGUUUUCCAGCAAUCCAUCCAGCAAUUUUCCAAAAAUGACAGAAACAAAUCUGGUUUCUUGCAAUUAGAUGUUCAUUUUUUUCUCACGCAACUGUUGAUAUAAUGUAGAUUAUCUCUUGAUAUUAAAUGCUUAUAUAAUAUAAACAUACGAUGUAAUGCUUUUUUGUAUUUACUUUAAGAAACAUCCGUUAAGCUUGACAUUUAUCCUCAAAAUAGUUGUUUUCGCUUGCUAUAUGUUCACGAGGCAUAUGCAGUAACCAAUGUCCAAAUGUUAAUAAAUGAUGUCAGUUGAUCGGUUGUUAGUUAAAGUGAAAAUAUGUCAUAUUGGAAGUUAAAACUGUAUUUGGCGGUUUUUUAUGAUGUAAAUACAUAAGUAUGUUCGCAUUCAAAGACUAGAAUUA